Molecule: messenger RNA, 3149 nt
Organism: Trematomus bernacchii (emerald rockcod)
Lineage: Eukaryota; Metazoa; Chordata; Actinopteri; Perciformes; Nototheniidae
Gene: josd1
Product: Josephin domain containing 1
Exons: 7
Coding region: 614-1387 (257 amino acids)
Biological process (GO): protein deubiquitination
Molecular function (GO): cysteine-type deubiquitinase activity
Source: RefSeq, a predicted model, not a curated record
UGCGCAUGUCCGCGUGUGCACGGCCAGAAACAGACAAGAGAGCUGAAUUGAGGAAAAACUGGCAAAGACAAAGGACUGAGACACAUUUACAGAACCAGGAGACACUAUAUUGAGUUUUUUACACCGGUUUAUAAUAGCCAAGGUGUUCGAGGACCACCAGGAAGCGGACAGGUUUCUUUGACUCCAAGCAUCGAAUCCUUGUUGAAUCCAGAGGAACCGACCCCUCCUGGUCGAUGGAAAUACCUGCGAAUCUCUAGUCUCGUAUGGAAACAGCUGCAAACCGGAGAUGGAGGAAGUGGAAACACACACCUCUUUUGUGGAGUAAUCGUCAUUUCGCUUCGGGAGCAUCUUUGUUUGCUGGCAGUUCCAUCAUCUUGAGUUCCUGUUGACCUUUUCUCCACGUCUACCCUUUAGAGAGCAGGUGUUAAACCCCCCCCCCCCGCUCCUCUCCUCGGCUGGGAGGUUGCUCUGGUAAUGGUUGCCAUGAUGCUGAUCGGGAAGCUGGCUUUCUCCCAUGCUGAUGUAGCGUCGUGAAGCUGGUAGUUGUGGAGCUGGAGGAGAAGGAGGUGUUGGAGGAGGAGGAGGAGGAGGUGGAGGAGGUGAACGUUUGGGGAUGGGCAGCGCUCCAUAUCCAGCGGGGGAGUGGAAGGGGAAGGGGAGAGGAGGCCUUCAGGAGCUGGGCUGCAUGCGCUGGAAGGUCAGCAAGCAGAAAGGAGGAGGAGGCGGAGGUAGAGGAGGAGGGGAGGCAGCAGAGGAGAGGAGGUGCAGGGAUCCCACGGACCCUCAGCAGGAUCUCUCGUCCUCCUCUUCCUCCCUCACCCCUCCUCUUCCUCCCCCUCUGACCCCGCCGCCCAUUUAUCAUGAGAAGCAGCGGCGGGAGCUGUGCGCCCUUCACGCCCUGAACAACGUCUUCCAGGACGGCACGGCCUUCAGCAGGGACGCCCUGCAGGAGAUCUACCAGAGGCUUUCUCCCAGCACUCUGGUGACGCCGCACAAGAAGAGCAUGCUGGGAAACGGGAACUACGAUGUAAACGUCAUCAUGGCGGCGCUGCAGACCCGCGGGUUCGAGGCCGUUUGGUGGGAUAAAAGAAGGGAUGUGGGCAGCAUCGAGCUGUCCAACGUGACGGGCUUCAUCCUGAACGUCCCGUCUAACCUGCGCUGGGGUCCUCUGAUGCUGCCGCUCAAACGCCAGCACUGGAUGGGAGUCAGGGAGGUGGGGGGGGUCUACUACAACCUGGACUCCAAGCUGCGCAGCCCUCAGCCAAUCGGAGCGCCUGACCACCUCAGGAAGUUUCUCCGGCAGCAGCUGCGAGGGAAGAACUGUGAGCUCCUAUUGGUCGUCUCAGAGGAAGUGGAGGCGCACCAAACAUGGCGGACGGACGGCUAACAGGUUCAACCUGCCGCUCUCAACGGGCCAAUCACAGGACAGGAAGUCGUGCACAGCCAAUCACGUGGAUGCAGAUGUUCUUCUCCUCCAUUUCUUUUUGAGGUUUUGUUUACACGGCCAUUGCUGGACUCUUUAUCGGAGAGGAUGCAAAGCAAUGAAGGAAGCAAACACUUUACAGGGAGAAUCACAGUCCUGUACUCACAACACACUUAUACAAAUCUUGUGUUUUUAUAUAUAUAUAUAUAUAUUGACUAUUUUUCAAUGUCAGUUUUUGUUUCUUUUUACUGUUUCCAAAGUGAUGGGAGUUUAUGAAAAAUGCUGAUUAUCCGCAGUGACGCUCCCGGCUUCAGCCAUGUUUCCACAGACGUGUUUCCCGUCCUUCACUUUCACCAAAGCGUGCCCUUUCUGCCUCUUUUUUUCAUCUCAUCACAGGUCAAAAUCAAGUGAUUCAUCACGUUGCCAACUUUGUAUUUCAUCCACUUUUCCAAACACAGUUUUAUAUUAUGCAACAGAGCAUCUUUCACUCAGUUUCCUAGAAGUAAUGGCGUCAUUAAUCCAGUUUUCUGUGAUUGUUCACAUUGAAACGGUUUCUCUAAAGUAGAGAGGGGGACAGGAAAUAAGGCUAACGUAAUGGUUGUCAUCUCUUAUUAAGAGUUAUACUGCAUACAAUACAAGAAGACAUCUAAUUAGGGAGAAAAACCUUCUAUCUUAAUUAUUCAAACUCACAGAAAUGUGCCGUACUUUAUGUAAACAGUUAGCGUGACUUUGCAAAAGCUAGAUCUGGGGUUUAUUGUGCUAACGAUACUCAUGUGGACUGAAAUUGGUUCUAGAUGUAAUAUAUUUCAAAUGAGGGUGAUAAGAGAAAGUGUUUCUAUUUUUGUUCAAAUGUAAUCUUACAAAAUGACAUUAAUUGACCGUACCUAAUUUAAAAAUGUCAGCCCCAGGGAGAGUUAUUUUGGACUUUUAAAGAGGCCCUAUCGUGCUUUUGGGGGGUAUGAGAAGCAGUAUGAGAAAGAGCUUUUUGAGCAUUAAAGCAUGUCACAGUAGAGACACUACAUACACAUAUGAAACCUGAAACUGAGUGUAAUAGGGCCCCUUUAAAAUGAAAGAGGUCAUAAACACUCAUCGAGGGUCUCAAAUGUGCAAGAGGACGUUUUAGAAAAGUGGAUUCAGGAGGAGAUGAAGCGCAGUGUGCCUAGGUGUAGAGAAAUGUAAAAAGGAAAGUAGAUUUUGUGGUUUUUUUUUGGUGGAUUUCUGUGAAAAGAGCCUUACGAGAGAUUCCUCUGUUUGUAGCUUUCAAAUCAGCUCAAGAGAAACUGUUAUUUCUAUUGUCUCUAAACGACGAUAUUGGCCUUAACUUGUUUACAUUUCAAAUAUAUAUAUGUGUUGCUCUGAAAGAAUAAGAUGCCAUUUAUCAGGAGAUUUAAUCCAAAGCACCAAUUUAUCAGAUCACAUAAUUUAAAUAUGAUGUUUUCACUUUUGCAGCCAAGGGCUUUGUGUCAUUUUCUUUGGACCUUCAAGCUCUAAAUGUCGCGUUAUAUCAACGUGAAGCAUCAGAGAGGUUUUCAUUCAUUUGCUUUUGGAGAUUUCUGGACCCACUCGCAUCAUAUCUCACGGUUGCAUUUAUUCAACAUGUGCUUUUUUUGUUGCCAUGACAAUCCAUUCAGCCCUUCCCACUGAAGGAAUCCUGAUAUUGUUGUAUUUUUUUUAUGUUUGGCAUAGAAAUAAAAUGCUUAUAAUGGCACUUUAUGUAUAAACGACA